AUGUCAAUCUCGGCAGAAGUGCAGGGCAUUCUCGCCGUCUUUGCCUGUGGAUUGUUCUUCACGCUGAACCUGAUGCUGUGCAAGUUGCUCCAGGGUUGGGACUGGCCUUACUUCUUCUUGGCUGGCCUCUGCUCGCUGCUGAUUGUGUUGGGUCUCAACGCCUUGAUGAUAACGCAGCAGGGUAUGGCUGCUUACGACUGCCAGCGGAAGGAGCUCAAGUGGGUCUUUCUGAGAGGUUUCUUUGGCUCCGGCAACAAUGUCCUGGGCGUUUGUGCUGCGCUUUCGGGUGCCCCGAUGGGCAGCAUUGGUGCGCUGUCCAGCGUCAACACGGUGGUGGCCGCCCUUCUUGGGAGAGCUGUGCUUGGAGAGCCCCUGGGCAAGUUGCACGUCCUGGCCGUGCUGUUCUCCGUGGCAGGUGCGGUGCUGAUCUCGGACCCCGUGGCUACAGUCAGUGCAGGCGCUUCCAGUGGAGCUGCAGCCUACUUGGGCUACGCUCUGGCCUUACUGGCAGGGAUCUCGCUCGGCUUCAUGUUCAUCAGCACGCGAAAAUCUGCAUCCGCGUCUUCCAUGUUGCUUACCACUUCAGCAAUGGUGCAGCGCUGGGUGAUUUGCUGGAUUCUGGCUUUCGUCCCGAGCGUCAGGGAUGGCCACUUCCAGAUGCUGGCUGACUCCCCUGCUCUCGCCCUGCUGAUCUUUAUCAGCCUGCUCUUUGUCUUGCUUGUAUGCAAUCUACUGUCGAGCGCUGGGUCCAAACUCUGUCCGGCCGCCAUCAGCGCAACCGUGAUGACGGCGACCAACAUGAGCACCGGCUACCUGGUGGACGUUCUUCUGUUCCACAAGAUCCCAAACUUGUGGACCAUCUGUGGAGCCCUGAUGAUGCUUCUGGCUGUGGUGACAGUGGCUCUUGCAAGGUUGCCGCCGCGCAGCGUGCAAACGGCGCAAAUGCCUGCCGAUCAGACAACCAGAUCAACGCAUUCCAGGGCCUCCCAACAGAGCCUGGUGAGCUUCAUUGCAUCCGAGUUUGCAGAACGACAGGUCUCCACUCUCAGUGGCCAGGCCAUUCGACAGCGAGCAGUCCCACCUGCUAGCGUUCCAGCAGCGAUGCAGCUGGGUGCUGUGUCUGCAUGA
Molecule: messenger RNA, 1128 nt
Organism: Symbiodinium pilosum
Lineage: Eukaryota; Dinophyceae; Suessiales; Symbiodiniaceae
Source: the annotation of a GenBank genome assembly